This is a messenger RNA of Nothoprocta perdicaria, 2992 nucleotides long. RefSeq names its product melanoma cell adhesion molecule (gene MCAM). The record is from RefSeq and is a predicted model, not a curated record. Lineage: Eukaryota; Metazoa; Chordata; Aves; Tinamiformes; Tinamidae. Gene Ontology annotation, biological process: angiogenesis. The transcript is spliced from 15 exons. Gene Ontology annotation, cellular component: plasma membrane. Bases 87 to 1925 code for a protein of 612 amino acids.
CUUCUUCCUCCUCUUUCUUCUUCUUCUUCUGUUCCUCCGCUGCCUGACGUCAGCCCGUGGGUCCCGCUCAGUCACGGGCGGCGAGCAUGGCUGGGGGGCGGUGGGCGGCUGCGCUCGCCCUACACUGGGGCCUCCUGCUCAGCUGCGUUGCUGCUGGCAAGGUGGAGGUGUCCAUGCCGCCCGUGGUCGAGGUGGAGCUGGGGGAAACUGCCCGGAUCGAGUGCAACUUCUCCAUCCCUGGAAAUGUUUCCUACAGCAUCAUCAACUGGUUCUACGUGGAGCGGCACAGCAAGGUGAAGCUGUGCUCAGUGCUGCCUGGUGAACUCCUCGAGGACAACACCAGCUACAAGGGACGGCUCUCAGUGGGCCGGGACAACUCCCUCUCCAUUAGCCGUGUCACGGUGCAGGAUGCCAGGCCCAUCGUCUGCCAGGUGGAGGCAGAUGACCAUGGUGCCGGCGAGAACCGCACCGAGCUCCAUGUAUACAAAGCUCCCGAGGCCCCGGAGAUCACGGCCAACAAAGGUGGCGUCUCCGUAAAAAGCAGAGACCUCCCGCAGAUUGCCACGUGUGUGAGCAGGAACAGCUUUCCACCGCCCAACAUCACCUGGUACAAGAACAGGGAACAGCUACACAUGGAGGAGAACAAGGUGAAAAUCUCGGAGACGGUGACCCGCGAGUCCAGCUGGCUCUACACAGUGAGCAGCAGCCUCUUUGCCUCUGUCACACGCGAGGACCGCAACUCCCUCUUCCACUGCGCUGUGCACUACUGGCUGCCGGGGCAGCAGCGCGUCAUGGAGUCGCAGAACGUCAGCGUCAACGUCUUCUACCCCGCGGAGCACGUGACGCUGCUGGUCCUGCCGUCCCCGACACUCGUGAAGGAGGGCGACAAUGUGCAGCUGGUGUGCAAGGCUGAUGGGAACCCAGCUCCCAUGUUCAGCUUCUACAAGAGAGAGUUGGAGGACAACUGGCAGGACCUAUCAUCACUAGCAGAUGCCAACAGUGGGGUACUGAACCUACAUGAUGUCAACAAGAGCAGCAGUGGCCUGUACAAGUGCCAGGCCCUUGAUCUGGAUGAUAUGGAACAGCUGGAGAAAGACGUGGAGCUUGUUGUGAAUUAUAUCGAAGGGGUCAGCGUGAAGAUGGAGCCAUCUUCACCCCUUUGGGAAGGGGACAGCGUGAGGCUGAGCUGCAGUGCCAAUAGCCCUCUAGCCCUCGACUUCCACUGGAGGGAUGCAAAGGGCAAGAUAGUUGCAGAAGGAAAACAGCUUUUGCUGAGCAACCUCACCUUUGAAACCUCCAGCAAUUUCAGCUGCAAGGUGACUGCACACAAAGUGCCGGGGCUGGAGAAGAGCAAGCAGGUGGCUGUAGCUGUCCAAGGGAAGCCACGAAUCGUGUCCAUCAGCUCGCCGCUCUAUGUGCGGCAGGAUGAGGUGGUGAACCUGACCUGCAAGGCGAUCGCUUUCCCCCGGCCCUCCGUGCAGUGGAACAUCAAUGGGACGACUCACGAGUACAUGGAGAACCAGCAUAUUGCCAGCAACUUGACGGUGCGUGUGGACCACAACCUGCUGCAGGCAGGAGCCAUGUGCAGGGUCACCAACGCCCUGGGCACCAGUGAGAAGCACAUCCAGCUGCUGGAUCACAAGGUGCCAGAGAGCAAAGGUGUGAUCAUCGUGGCCAUCAUUGUCUGCAUUCUCGUGGUGGCUGUCCUGGGGUCUGUCAUCUACUUCUUGCACAAGAAGGGCAAGAUUCCAUGCGGCCGAGCGGGCAAACAGGACAUCACCAGGCCAGAGGCGCGUAAAGACAAGAUUGUAGUUGAAGUUAAGUCAGAUAAACUUUCCGAAGAGGCGGGGCUCCUGCAGGGCGCCAACGGUGAGAAGAGACCUGCCGCUGACCAGAGCGAGAAAUACAUCGAUCUGAGAACCUAGUGAGGAGAAUCUGCUCAGUGCUUUCUUCCUUCAGCCCUUUCCUGCUCUUGGAUUCCCCUGUCCCACACCGCUCCAGCGCUUUGGGUGCGCAGCCAGAGACAUUUCCCACCGCGCAGCACUGAGCCCACAAUGCGUGGAGCACCAUCCUCCCUGUCUGACUUGGCAUCACCUCCUGACUUAGCAGCAGCAUACGUGGACUCACUUACUACAGCAGCCAAGUCAUAGGUGAUGUUGGACAGAAAUAACCCAUAGAGCUACCUGCUGCAAGGAUGUGAGCCUUUAUCAGGAAGCUUGUUCUUCCCAGAAGAGUGGGAAAGUUUUUGAUGCAUUUUAGCCUGAACUUGCUCAGAAAAGGUGGCUAAGUAGUGCUUGUGCUCAGAGCUCCCGUGAGACAUCUUGGUCACCUUAGAUGUAGCAGUGUGCAGGUAAGUAGAGUGAGGUGUGCGAGCAGUGGCUGUUAAGUAGGGUUUGCCAGACUGCCUUGAGAACACAGCACUGUUGGGUCUUUGUUUUUUUCCCUUUGAGCUGUUUGUGUCCAGGGGUUUAGCCCCAUGUGUGCGGGCAGUCCUGUGCCGGUAGGGCGCUCCUUAUGAGGUAGAUGUAGUCCUGCUGGAAGGACAGGAGGAGAAUGGGGCAUCAGAGCUCUUGAACACAUGCCAACGGUGCCCUUUAAGGUCUGGUUUAGAGUUGAGGGAACCUUGCUUAGUGAGUUGGGGGGGGGUUCCCUUUCCCUACAGCCUCAGGAAUUUGAUAAUCGUUAGGUAUCAUUAUGGCUACAAGCAGCAGUGGGUGCCAGAGCCCCAUCUAGUUCUGGACUAUUGUGUCACAGCUCAGGUUUUCUUGUGCUGCCAACUAUCAGACCUCCCACCUCCUAAUAAACAUGGUGUGUUUUUUUUGUGCCUCAGUGGCACCCCUGGCUCCACAGCCAUGUCAGUGGGACAGGAACCAGGGGGAGAAGGGAAGAGGCCAGGCAGUCUGCUCUGAGCUUAUGCGGCGGUGCCUCAGUUGGUGCCACUGCUAGUCCCAAAUAACGUCAUAAAGUCUUCGACACAUCCUCCCCGCUAGCA